GUUCUCCUGAAGACGAAUGUGACCAUAAAUGCUAUAAAAAUAAAAACUGUUUUGUUUUUACCACUGUGUCCGUUUAUGCUAACAAGGAAGUGCGCAAAUUAAUAUACAAAAAUCUCUAUAAUAAAUGUCACACUAUAUCUCACAGCAAGUGGUUGCAACAAAAGAGCGAGAGAGGCACACACUGGGCUUCCACCGGACACAAAGUCCACAAUAAAUCCCUAUUUAUUUCGAGUAAUUGCUUUGAAAACCCACGGAAAGAAGUGGAAAGACGGAAGCUGCCUGCCGGAGACUACGUGAUGGCUAAGAGAAUGAACGAAAACGCCUACUACUAUGCGCCACAGCCGCCAGCUGUGUUGGCCUAUGAACGCAUGCCUCGGCAAUCAAUUCCAGACAAUUCAAAUUCAGCUACAACUAAUGCCAGCGUAAGUGCUUUGGUUGCCGCUACUGCCUUCGACAGCGCAAAUGGCAUUGCUAAUGAUUUCAAUUACACAAGAUCAAGCAGCACCAGCAGCAACAGCUUUGGCAGCGACGUCCUUUCACCCAGCAAUCUCUCUUUCUCGUAUUUCUUACCUGCCGCAUCGUACGCCAUCCCUGAGCCGGAGUCACAGCCAACGACUUUCUCAGUGGUUUCGAAUGAUGUCAAGCCAGAUUUGAUUGAGCAGACCAACACUCUGCUGCUAAAUAAUUGUAGCAGUGAAAUUUCGGAUGAUAUGCUGCAGAUUAUUUUGGGGCCACCAACAACAACAACCGUGAGUGCGGGUGCGGGUGCGGGUGCGGGUGCUGUGGAUGGCACUAGCGACAAAUUUAAUUCAUUCUAUUUCUAUGAGACCGAACAGUUUGCAGUUUUAUGGAUACUAUUCGCAGUUAUAGUACUUGGUAACUCUACGGUGCUUUUUGUAAUGUUUGUAAAUAAGAACCGGAAAUCACGAAUGAACUACUUUAUCAAACAACUAGCAAUCGCAGAUCUCUCUGUUGGCCUGCUGCACGUACUGACCGACAUCAUCUGGCGCAUAACGAUCUCUUGGCGAGCGGGCAAUAUGGCCUGCAAGCUCAUUCGCUUCUCCCAGGUAUGCGUUACAUACUCGUCCACAUAUGUGCUGGUUGCAAUGAGUAUCGACCGGUACGAUGCCAUCACACAUCCAAUGAACUUCUCUAAAUCAUGGCGAAGAGCGAGGCAUCUUGUAGCGGCAGCGUGGACGGUUUCGGCUCUCUUUUCCUUACCCAUUUUGAUACUGUACGAAGAGAAACUUAUACAGGGUCAAAUGCAGUGUUGGAUAGAAUUGGGAUCGCCGCAAGCAUGGCAAGUUUACAUGUGUCUAGUGUCUGCGUCGCUAUUCGUCGUCCCAGCUAUGAUCAUUACCGCCUGCUACGCGAUUAUAGUGAAAACCAUCUGGGCAAAAGGAUCCAAUUUUAUUCCUGCAGAACGAAUCGGCUACAAUAACGCAGCAACGAGAAGAGCAAGCUCACGCGGAAUAAUACCUCGGGCCAAAGUAAAAACUGUCAAAAUGACUUUUGUGAUUGUAAUUGUAUUUAUAGUGUGUUGGUCGCCGUACAUUAUUUUCGACUUGUUGCAAGUAUUUGGAUACAUUCCACAAACUCAAGCCAACAUUGCUAUAGCAACAUUUAUACAGAGUCUGGCGCCGUUAAACUCUGCAGCUAACCCACUCAUUUAUUGCCUCUUUUCUUCGCAGGUAUUUCGAACGCUCAGUCGGUUUGCUCCUUUUAAAUGGUUUUCAUGCUGUUGCCGCUCUUAUCUGAAUAAUUCUUCACAAAAUCGCUGCAGCACAGUCAGUCGGCAUCUUCAUUACAGCUGUGAUUCAAUGCGCACUUUAACCACUUCGCUGACCGUAUCACGUCGAUCUAAUAAAACGGCCGCCCGUGUUGUUAUAUGCGAAAGAUCAAAAAAUCCGUUAGCUGCAUCGGAAGUUUAACAGCUCCACUAUAGGAAAACUUGUACAAUGUACAUAUACAUAUACACCUAAGCAAAUGAUAGUCAUCUGAAAUAUUUACUAACCUUGGUAUUUAUGUACAUAUCGAUGGCUGAGUGGAAGAACGC
Rhagoletis zephyria (snowberry fruit fly) is the source of this 2056-nucleotide messenger RNA. It is a transcript of the gene CCAP-R, whose product is annotated as Crustacean cardioactive peptide receptor. The record is from RefSeq and is a predicted model, not a curated record. Gene Ontology annotation, molecular function: vasopressin receptor activity; neuropeptide receptor activity. Gene Ontology annotation, cellular component: plasma membrane. Lineage: Eukaryota; Metazoa; Arthropoda; Insecta; Diptera; Tephritidae. Gene Ontology annotation, biological process: neuropeptide signaling pathway.